Molecule: messenger RNA, 614 nt
Organism: Phytophthora nicotianae INRA-310
Lineage: Eukaryota; Oomycota; Peronosporomycetes; Peronosporales; Peronosporaceae
Exons: 1
Coding region: 1-438 (145 amino acids)
Source: RefSeq, a predicted model, not a curated record
AUGCGUCAGACCUUCGUUGUAUUAGUUCUGGCUAUUGUUCUCCUAACCUGUGGAGCUGCUUCGCGAGCUUCAGACUCAAUCAACCAGUUCCCGUCUCCAAAAGCUGCUGUCAACCAUGCUAGAUCUCUUCGAUCUCCUCGCACAGACGCAGUGGAAGAAGAGAGAAGUGUUAACAUCAAGAAGUUAUUCGAUUUCAAGAAAUGGUUUGGCGUGAAGGUUCCAGCGAACGAUGCGCCACCUUUCGCCACGGAAACCAUCAAAGCCAUGCUGAAGAGCCGUAAGUACAGGCGCACCAUGUAUAAGAAUUGGGACCAGUACAGGAUGGACGAGAUUCCAGCACUAAUUGGCGAAAAGGUCAUGAACCGCAAAGGUGUUGCCGAGAUGCUCACACAUUAUCGCACGAAAGGCAGAGAUUAUACGAAGUGGAACACCCCGUAAGGCUCUACUUUGUAUGGACCAGUAGUCUUUUCGGAAAUCAUGGUAUUGCUUUUGAACUUGAAUUGCCAGGCGCACUUCUUAUCGCUUACUGUUGCUGUUCUGACGUCACUUCCAUGAAACGCUGCUUCUCGUCAUACCAUGUACUAUAUUACAGGUGGUGCAACUCAAGCUCAGCG